CUGCGCGAUGCCCAUUUCCUCCUUUGUCCAAGAUGCCCCCAUCCUUGGGACAACGUCACAGCCUUGAAAAAUUUGACGUUGGCCUGGUCCAGUAGGCCAUAUCUUCUAGCGUCGAUUCAUUCUGUUGGCUGGUGGCCGCGUUGGUCAUGGCCGGUCCUUCACUCGUACUUCAAUUCGGAGGUCUGCGUUCCUGUGCGAGUAUCAGGAAAUGCAUUUAUUAGGGCGGGGACCUUUUCCACUUCCUCCCUUCUUUGUUUAUUCACUCCCCCCUGGAAUCGAUGAGAUCUACGCCAUUUUUCGUUGCAUGUCCUCGUCGCUCUUCCACGGGACAAGCACUCCAGGCCAUUCAGGAGCCGACCGGGCAAUACUCCACCCCGAUGUUUAGUGCGCCCUCUUCGGUGGGCCAAGUAGUCGACAUGAGCUCGAUGACACACCCUGACGAUGAGCUCACAUUCUUUGAAGAUCACGAUCAUCUGAAUAUGAUCUCAAGCCUCAAUUGUCCAGUUCGGACUAACUUUUCUGAAUCGCCAACAUUGGGCGGCCUCAGUGUCAGGCGCUUUGCCUCUCCCGGCAGAAUGAACGCUUCCAACUUACGGAACGUCAGUACUCCCGCCAACUCGUCCAACUACGCUGCCAAUGGCUACGUGGAUUCGAGCAGUCCAUCGACAGGACAUUUUUCUUACCACGGACAGGCAGCUAGCACCCAGCGGCAAUACCCAUCCCCCUCUUUCUCCACGCAUAAUAACCACAUUCAGGUCGACGCUGCCGCGAUAUUUGACAAUACAGUACCACAAAACUACCCCCCAACCACCAAUACAAUUCCCAACAGUCACACCCAGGUCAACGUUAUUGUUCGGCCACAAAAUAGCUAUACGCAUACUCCGGCGCCCAAUGUGGGUCAAUAUAGGGGUUAUAGCGAGCCCUUCUAUAACCCACAAAAUUUUCGUGGUGGCCAUUACUACAACUCUGCACAAGGAAGCAUCGGCGUCGGGCUCACUCCGGCGGCAGGCACCAAUCUCCAACCAUCCUAUCUGCCGCCAAUGCAGUAUCCAAAUGGCUACAGUCCUUAUUCCCCUCAAAAUGCAAUGCCCAACACAGAUGCACCCUCCAGCUCCCACCGUGAACCAUCCACCUACCACCCUCACCGUGAACUAUCCUCCUACCGCUCCCACCCUGAGCCACUCGCCUAUGACCCUGAGGCAUACCACGGCCCGCGGCAGCAGGCCUAUGACCCGCAACUACCUGGUCCUAGUUUACCCAGACAGCCAGCCCCUCCUAUGGCACCUGAUCCGUCAUAUUGGGUACCAUCCAGUAAUUCACAAUCUCGCCAGAGUCCCCCACGCCCUCCUGAAUCACAUACUCAAGAAGCCCACCGAGCAUCCGCUGUGUUCUCUUGCGGUUGGAUUCUCGGGAACGGCGAGUCCUGCGGGUUCCAAGGGUCUCGAGAUGCAUUCAAGAUCCAUUUCACGUCCAAUCAUCUGUCCGGGGCUCAAAAUUCGCUAAGCGAAUGCAAUUGGCAAAAUUGCCACUAUCGUAAACGUGGCAAACCAGGCGUCCGCGUCAUGCGGCGCGACUGUCUGCGGCGUCACGUUCAGGAGACCCAUCUGAAGGUGAAGAGGGGUGCUUGAUCAUCCUAUGUUCGUCAUUAUGCAUCCUGUUUAGCCCGAAUCCCAAUACCCGCUUGUUCGCUGUUACACUUGCUAUCGUUCGCUCUUUUUUGUUGCUACAUCAUGAUACAGUACAGGCCCAAUUCAUAUUUCGCGCUAGUUCGCUCAAUUGUAGUCUGCCCUAGGUACUUAGAUCAAUAGAAGGAAGACAAUCGCUCAAGGCGGUUAUGCCUGUACUUUGUAUUUAGUCUGUCAGGAA
Messenger RNA from Suillus paluster, 1866 nucleotides. RefSeq lists its product as uncharacterized. The record is from RefSeq and is a predicted model, not a curated record. Bases 279 to 1628 code for a protein of 449 amino acids. The transcript is spliced from 4 exons. Lineage: Eukaryota; Fungi; Basidiomycota; Agaricomycetes; Boletales; Suillaceae.